CUUCUUCAUUCGCUGCACCGCGGGCUCCCGGGCUGGCGCCCAACAUCAGGUUGCAUUCCCCGCACCACCCAGAAGGUGACGCUCCACCAGUAGACCUUAGAGUCCACCUGAAAUGCUGGCACCAAACAGCACCUCUGUGCCUCCAGCCCUGCUUACCAGCAUGUGGCAGGGGACUGGUCCUCAGAAUGGCAACAGCACCACAGGCCUGACCCGCAGGACCCCAGCUCAAGGAGAGGGGGAGAUGGAGGCACUCUACAUCCUCAUGGUGCUUGGCUUCUUCGGCUUCUUCACCCUUGGCAUCAUGCUCAGCUACAUCCGCUCCAAGAAACUGGAGCACUCCCACGACCCAUUCAAUAUGUACAUAGAGUCAGAUGUCUGGCAGGAGAAGGACAAGGCGUAUUUCCAGGCACGUGUGCUGGAGAGCUGCAGGGGAAGUUUCAUUAUCGAGAACCCAUCGGCUGUCGAGCAACCUCUAGAACACCUGCCCGAGGACAAACCUUUGUCCUGACCCCACUCCAUGCACUGGGGCCAGCUUGACCUAACAGUCUGUUUUUUCCCCCUCUCAGUUCUGUGCCCCUUCUAUAUGUGUCCUUGACUGUAUGUGGAUUCCAGGAACUUCCAUUUUUUAUCUU
Molecule: messenger RNA, 632 nt
Organism: Suncus etruscus (white-toothed pygmy shrew)
Lineage: Eukaryota; Metazoa; Chordata; Mammalia; Eulipotyphla; Soricidae
Gene: KCNE1
Product: potassium voltage-gated channel subfamily E regulatory subunit 1
Exons: 2
Coding region: 113-508 (131 amino acids)
Biological process (GO): potassium ion export across plasma membrane; regulation of heart rate by cardiac conduction; ventricular cardiac muscle cell action potential
Cellular component (GO): membrane
Molecular function (GO): voltage-gated potassium channel activity involved in ventricular cardiac muscle cell action potential repolarization; delayed rectifier potassium channel activity; potassium channel regulator activity
Source: RefSeq, a predicted model, not a curated record